Molecule: messenger RNA, 1505 nt
Organism: Tachyglossus aculeatus (Australian echidna)
Lineage: Eukaryota; Metazoa; Chordata; Mammalia; Monotremata; Tachyglossidae
Gene: LGALS8
Product: galectin 8
Exons: 9
Coding region: 85-981 (298 amino acids)
Molecular function (GO): carbohydrate binding
Source: RefSeq, a predicted model, not a curated record
ACUUGGACUUCCCAAGCGCUCAGUACAGUGCCCUGCACACGGUGAUCUCAGGGCGAGACCCUCUUCGUCCGACAGAGGGGAAAGAUGAUGUUCUCCGACAGCCUAGAAAACGCCGUCCACAACCCGGUGAUCCCGUACGUCGGCACGCUCGCCGAGGAGCUGGUCCCGGGACUGGUGAUGGUUGUGAACGGGCACGUGCCCGACGACGCGGACAGGUUUCAGAUCGACUUCCAGUGCGGCAGCAGCGUGAAGCCCCGGGCCGACGUCGCCUUCCACUUCAACCCGCGCUUCCGGCGGCCCGGCCGGGUGGUCUGCAACAGCCUGCGCGGGGAGAAGUGGGGCCGGGAGGAGGUCACCCACCGGAUGCCCUUCGAGAAGGGGAAGCCCUUCAGGAUCGUGGUCAUGGUGCUCCAAGACAAGUUCCAGGUGGCCGUGAACGGGAAGCACUUCCUGCUGUAUGCCCACAGGAUGGAUCCUCUGCUCGUCGACACCGUGGGCAUCUCCGGCAAGGUGCACAUCCAGUCCUUCGGCUUCCUUCCCAAUCCGGAUGCCAGGGCCGCCACGUCACCGCUGGUCCUUCCCUACAACGCCCGCUUGAGCUCGCCGCUGGCACCCGGGCGGACCGUGGCCAUCAGAGGAGAAGUGGAUAAAGAUCCCAAAGGGAGCUUCAGCGUCAACCUGAGAGUCGGAGGCUCCCGAGACAUCGCCCUCCACCUCAACCCCCGCCUGAAGAGCAGCGCGUUUGUGAGGAACUCCUUCCUCCGUGACAGCUGGGGAGAAGAGGAGAAGAGCCUCCCUGACUUCCCCUUCAGCCCCGGGAUGUAUUUUGAGAUGCUCAUUUACUGCGAGGCCCAGCAAUACAAGGUGGCCAUCAACGGCGAGCACAUCCUGGAGUACAAGCACCGCUUCACGGACCUCGCCAAGGUCGACACCGUCGAGGUCCAGGGCGACGUCCGCCUGCGGGACGUCACCAGCUGGUAGUCUUCCCCGCCCCAUCCCGCCCGCCGCACGUGCCAGAGAUGGGGCUACGGCGGCCUGGGCCUCCUCCGCUUGCUAGCCAGGCGUGGAGGCCGGACCCCUGGGCCCGAUCGGACCUGUGACGGAGUCGGGGAAUCGGCGGAGGCCCCCAAAAGAUCAGCCUGAGAGAACGGCGGCCCUUCACCGCUCACCCAGACGGGAAGCAGUCGACGGUGACAAUUUUCUUUAAUGCCCCCAAAGAUGCUGAGCUCCCCCAGCCUCCCGCACUUGGGGACGGCAGAAAACCGCUUGCUUGUCGAGGAAGCAGGGGUUCAGGCGCUGAGGCCCCGCAGGACGAGAAGCCGGCGCCUAAAACGGCACAGCAGAGGCCUUCCGUAUAAAAGACGUGUGCAGACACGUUCCGUUGUCCUAUUCCUCCCUCCCUGCUGGCUUGCACGCUGAGUAUCCCACGAAUCCCGUCCGAGGGAGACGUACUAGCGCUAACCCUUCCUGGAGCACUUAUUGUAAAAAUAAAUUCCUAGAAAUCG